Molecule: messenger RNA, 1024 nt
Organism: Corticium candelabrum
Lineage: Eukaryota; Metazoa; Porifera; Homoscleromorpha; Homosclerophorida; Plakinidae
Product: monocarboxylate transporter 12-B-like
Exons: 3
Coding region: 419-1024 (201 amino acids)
Biological process (GO): transmembrane transport; monocarboxylic acid transport
Cellular component (GO): membrane
Molecular function (GO): monocarboxylic acid transmembrane transporter activity
Source: RefSeq, a predicted model, not a curated record
CUCUGACAUUGACAUCAAUUGCAACAGAGAUAUGACAUCUAUUUCUAACAUACAGCAUUCUGGUUGGCAUCCAUGUAUGUAUUGUUUAUUCUGUUUGUUGGGGUGUGUUGCCUCUUUACUUUCAAAAGAGAAGAGCACUAGCUAUUGGAGUAGCCAACAGUGGGAAGCAUGUUGGAAUGGCAGUAGUCGGUCCAAUCAGUCGGAUUGCUGUGGCACAGUAUGGGUGGAGAAAGUGUCUUCAGUUAGUUAGUUUGUUGGGACUAAUUAUGAUUAUUUGUGAGAUUUUGUAUCGACCACUAAAGGCCCCAUCUAAACGACUGCGGGCAGAGAGGGAAAAGAAAAUAGUUUGAGUAUUGGACAGAUUGCUGUGGAGUCCAUAAAACUUCAUAGAGAUCCGUUACUUACAUUUUGGCUGCUAAUGAUAGCUCUAUCAACAAAUGAGAUUGUUCCAUCAUAUCACAUUGUUCGUCAUGCCGAAGACAAUCUGAAUGUGAGUGAGGAAAGAUCUGGAUUUCUGCUCACAGUGAUGGCCGUGUCUGCUGCUGUUAGUACAAUGACAGUUGGUCUCAUAUCUGAUUAUUUUGUUCUGCAAUACAAGAUUGUACUCCUACAAGUUCUACUUCUGCUUGCAGGAAUAUCUACAAUGUUAUUUUCGUUUUAUCAGACAUUUACACUUCUGGCAAUUUAUGUGAUGGUUUAUGGUGUGGCGACAGCGUUCACUGCUCUCAUACCUGUUAUUGUAGCAGCUGUUGUAAGUGAAGAAGAGACUACUCUUGCCAUAGGUUUGGCCAGUUUCUAUGUCAGUGCAGGACUUAUUGGCCCACCGAUUGCAGGAUGGAUGUAUGACAGUAGCGGUACCUACAACGAUAGCUUCUUUCUCUUUGGAUUAAUACUUGUCACAGCUGCCGUCACUAUCAGUCUACAUCAUGUCUUUACGCAGUUACAAGCAAAGUCACGUGACCAAGAGCAGAAGGGCUCACCAAUCCAACACAACGACGAGAAAAGAAACUUUCUUGUCUACUGA